UCUCUAUGAUUAAGCGCUGGGAGUUGAAGACAACAGAACCUAUACUGGGGUGUGAGCCUGACAAUUUCUCUCUCUGGCCUUCCGAAACCCAAUCGGCAAUCGAUAAACACGGUAAAACAUGGCCUCGAAGGAUGGAGUGAGUGGAGCGGAAGAGUUUGUGUACAGGAUUAGCACCAUUAAGGAAUGGGAAGAGUUGCAGAAAACUGGAUCUCUCUACGGCGGAGAACUUGACAAGUCUUCUGGUUUCAUCCAUCUCAGCAAACGCCAUCAGGUACAGUCAACAUUGCAGAAUUUUUUCUUGAACACUAAGGAGGAGUUGUACUUGCUUCAAAUUGAUGCUAAGAUGCUUGGUGAUGGAUUGGUACAUGAAGUUGUGGAUGGUUCCAAUAGCUUCCCUCAUUUUUAUGGCCCAUCCCGAAGUUUCAGUCCUCUCCCCUCACAUGCGGUCAUGAAAGCAGAGAAGCUGUCUCUAUCAGGUGGCCAGUUCAGAUGUAGUUUGCUGGAGUUCAAUCUUCUGCAUAAAGCAAGUGCCUUGGAAUGAUUUUGAAGUAACCGAGUUGUAUCUGCUUCUCUCAGUUAGUGAUGAGAGUGUUAUUAUUUGAAACAAUUAUCGAUAACAUGAUUUUGGAUAAUCAAUCUUCUCACUCAUUGGUCUUGUACUGUUCUUGCUUUGUUUUAAUUUGUCACCAGGAGAUAGCGGUUUGAAUAUGUGAAACACAGACAUAAAUGUGGACACAAGUUCCCUGGCCCCUGGCAUUAUUGUUAUUGGAUAUGUGAAAUCGUGUUGACUGCUGAGUGCUGAGAACAAUACAUACACACAAUUUGUGAAAGUUGCUUUGCUAGUCCUUUCAAUGAAAUUUUACUCGAGAAGAUUCCAAAUUUCACUUUUCUUUUUAAGUUAGCUUCUGUUGAUGAGCCUAUACUGUCAGGCAAGUGUGUAUGGCCACCCGAUAUCUAAUUCA
Molecule: messenger RNA, 962 nt
Organism: Juglans regia (Persian walnut)
Lineage: Eukaryota; Viridiplantae; Streptophyta; Magnoliopsida; Fagales; Juglandaceae
Exons: 4
Coding region: 119-541 (140 amino acids)
Source: RefSeq, a predicted model, not a curated record